Sparassis crispa is the source of this 1248-nucleotide messenger RNA. RefSeq lists its product as hypothetical. The record is from RefSeq and is a predicted model, not a curated record. The coding region runs from base 1 to 1248 and encodes 415 amino acids. Lineage: Eukaryota; Fungi; Basidiomycota; Agaricomycetes; Polyporales; Sparassidaceae. The transcript is spliced from 5 exons.
AUGAAGCUCUCUCUCGUCCCCUGCACGCUCCUCGCCGCGGUCUCCGCCGUCGUCGCGCAGACCCAGAACACCACGUUCCUUACGGGCUUCAUCGAGACCCUCCAGGGCAUGGGCCUCACCGAUCUCACCACCUUCGCGUCGCAGAUCAACGACUCGUCCUUUGGCGAGGCCCUCCUCGCUACCAUCUCCGACGGCAAGCCGUACCUCUUCUUCGCGCCGUCGAAUGAUGCAUUCAUGAACGCACCCGAGAAUGUGACGGCGAACCCACCGGAUACCCUUGCGUACCACUAUGUGUCGGGCAACUUCUCCGGGGAUAUGUCCAUGUACCCGAACGUGACCCUCGGCCGUACCUUCCUCAAUGACUCCAUGUUUGUCCAGCUCGAGGGUAACAAGAGCCAGGUCCUCGCGUGGACCAAGCUUGCCGACGGUGCCAUCCACAUUCUGAACCAGAUGAACGAUACGAUGGUGACAAACACGACGAUGUACGGGAACAUCACGAUCAACGUGAUCAACACCGUGCUCAGCUUCCCGCCAUCGCUUUCUGACGUCGUUAUGAUGGACAUGAAUGCCUCGCUCUCCUCGCUGCAGACCGUGCUCCAGGAGAUCAACGUAGAGUACUUCAACGCGAGCACCGGCGAGACCCAUAACACGUCCACCUUUGACGUGCUCAACAUGGGCGCACAUGGUUUCACCCUCUUCGCACCGAACAGCUCUGCUCUAGAUGCCAUCUCCAGCGCGCUGCAGAGUUUGAGCAACAACCAGACGCUCGCCGAUACCAUUCUGCUGAACCAUGUCAUCAACGGCACUUCGGUCUACUCUUCGGAGCUCGUUGGCAUGAACUACACCUCUGCAGCGGGUGAACCUCUGUUGUUUAUGAUGAAUACGACUGGGCAGUACGUGACCUCGGGCAACGUAACCGCGAAGAUCAUCCAGCCGGACGUUCUCCUGAGCAACGGUGUCAUUCACGUUAUCGACCGGGUGUUCCUGAACGAGAAGAGCGACAUGAGCGCGGCGAGCUCAGCUGCCGCGUCGGCGACGUCUGCUGCUGGUCAUAGUACUACCGAGUCGGCACCCAUUGGAUUCUCGCAGACUGCCUCACUCACUGCAUCCGGAUCGAAUGCAGCGCAGCCAUCGAACUCGAAGAGCGCGGCUGUCGCAACGUACGCCCAGAGCGGAUCCACGAAGAUGUGGGCGGUGGGUCUCACAGUGUUAGGUGCCAUCGUCGGCGGGUACAUCACGCUGUCGUAA